Exophiala viscosa is the source of this 1170-nucleotide messenger RNA. RefSeq names its product putative sarcosine oxidase. The record is from RefSeq and is a predicted model, not a curated record. The transcript has 2 exons. Gene Ontology annotation, molecular function: sarcosine oxidase activity; L-pipecolate oxidase activity; flavin adenine dinucleotide binding. Bases 1 to 1041 code for a protein of 346 amino acids. NCBI's taxonomy places the organism in Eukaryota, Fungi, Ascomycota, Eurotiomycetes, Chaetothyriales, Herpotrichiellaceae.
AUGGUGAAAGUCUCGCACGACGAAAAGAUCCUCGUUGUAGGAGCCGGAGCCUUUGGCCUCUCAACGGCUCUGGCAUUGAGACAGCGCGGUUUUACCAAUAUCACAAUCAUCGAUCGUUAUUACCCACCCGUCCGAGACGGCAGCAGCAAUGACAUCUCGCCCAUCAUUAGAUCUGAUUACAACGACCCCUUCUAUGCACGGCUAGCGAAAGAAGCCAUCGCGCUCUGGAAUGGCAAACGACCCUCAUCUAGAAAGACCAAAGAUGUCCUGAGAAGCCAGUCGCAGACCUUCCGAGAGUUCAGCAGCACCGAAAAAAUCAGGCGUACGAUUCCAGGCUUGAAAGAUCUUCAGGAUCCAUUGAAUGGAUACUUCAACCCAAGCUCCGGUUGGGCCGACGCUGCCGGGGCGAUCAAAGCCGUGGCAGAUCGUCUCAGUGAUCUGGGAGUGUCGUUCAUCACAGGCCCGCGAGGAACGAUGCACUCCCUAAUUAUCGAUAGCAAAUCCCAAGUCACAGGAGUCAAUGUUGUUUCUGGAGACCCAUUGCGUGCGUCCAAGGUGAUCCUUGCGACCGGUGCAUGGACCAAUCGAUAUCUGGAUCUGGAAUACACUAUAGUUGGAUCAGCACAACCCGUGGGCUUCAUUCAGCUCACUCCAGACGAGGCCCAGAGACUUGCCGACAACCCAGUCGCGAUCAACAUGACUUCAGCCGUAUUCUUUUUCCCACCCAGUCCAGACAACAUCCUCAAGGUGGCUUACCACGGUCAUGGGUUCGAAGUCGAAGACUCAAGUGAUGGCAAACAGGGUCGGACAGUUUCAGCACCACAGCGAGAUUCCGACAAUGCGGCAUCCAGCUAUCUUCCUGAUGAUGCCGACAAGUACCUGAGGGCUGGGUUGAGGAAAUUUGUCCCCAGUGUUGCUGAAAGGCCGUGGACUCGAGGCCGCUUGUGCUGGUAUACAGAAACUCCAACGGGUGACUUUAUCGCCGAUUACCAUCAAUCCGUGGCUGGGCUGUUUAUAGCCACAGGUGGUUCAGGCCAGUAAGUUGCACUUUGGGCUUCCGUCCCCCUUUCCGAUGGAUGUUUUGGCUGACGAUUUUGUAACAGUGGUUUCAAAUUCUUGCCUGUCCUGGGACAGUAUAUUGCUGAUUGCUUUGAGGGUACUGCGUCAGCC